Messenger RNA from Scleropages formosus (Asian bonytongue), 4668 nucleotides. RefSeq names its product F-box protein 38 (gene fbxo38). The transcript has 21 exons. Lineage: Eukaryota; Metazoa; Chordata; Actinopteri; Osteoglossiformes; Osteoglossidae. Gene Ontology annotation, biological process: protein K48-linked ubiquitination; SCF-dependent proteasomal ubiquitin-dependent protein catabolic process. Bases 601 to 4005 code for a protein of 1134 amino acids. The record is from RefSeq and is a predicted model, not a curated record. Gene Ontology annotation, molecular function: protein binding. Gene Ontology annotation, cellular component: nucleus; cytoplasm.
ACCAGUGGAGAGCGGAAGUGCCUCCUGGAGCCGCAGAGGAACGAAGCGGAAGGUUGAACUUAGCGGCCGAUUCCCGUGUUUGUUAGGCGACUCCGGACGAGCUGAAGCGGGAGGAGUGUGUUGUGUACCGGUUUACCUUCCCGCACCUCGGCACUGUUUCCAGGCCUGCUUUGUACGCCGAAGGAGACGGAGCUCCGGAGCUCGACACGCACGCACUCACUCAGAGACACACAGACUCACAGUCAGAGGCCUCGACUGCUGAGUUCUCCACCGCCGGGGGGCUGUGCGGCGCCGAUGGUAGCUAAUUAAUUGCCCGCGCGCGAUAGCCGCGCUGUCCGUCUGCCGCCUUCCGUCCCUCUGAGUGUCUGUGUCCGACCGACCGACCGACCGACCGACCGGUGGAGCAGCAAGCCGAUGCGUGUGACUGACGGUCCUCCGCAGCCGCCGCCGCCGCUGGCCCCAUUUCUGACUGAAGGGAAAGAAAGUGCGCUGUGACGCCCACCUGUGUGUCCACACACAUGACGAGUGUUUAGAGGCCCUAUAGAGAGGGAGUGACUCUUCUGCCUUCCCCGCGUGAACCCCCCUCUCCCCCCGCCUGACAUGACGGGUCCGAGGCGGAAGUCGUCCAAGACGCAGGGCGGCGGCGGGAGCGUCUCCGAGUCCGGCAGGCAGGACGAGCCCAAGGACUACAUCAACGAGCUCUCGCACGAGGUCCUCUGCCACAUAUUCCGGUACCUCCCCAUGCAGGACAUCAUGUGUAUGGAGUGUCUGUCCCGCAAGCUGCGUGAAGCCGUGACGCUCUAUCUGCGCGUGGUGAAGGUCGUGGACCUGUGUGCCAGCCGCUGGUGGGAGUACAUGCCCUCAGGCUUCACAGACUCCAGCUUCUUGAAGCUUCUCAAGAAGAUGCCGGAUCUAGAGCAGCUGUACGGACUGCACCCGCGCUACCUGGAGCGCCGUCGGGUACGCGGCUACGAGGCCUUCAGCAUCCCCGGUGUCCUGGAGGCCCUGCAGGCCUGCCCCAAUCUGCUGGGAGUGGAGACAUCCCAUCUGGAGCUGGUGGAGGCCAUCUGGAACUACAUGCCCCAGGUGCACAUCCUGGGCAAGUUCCGCAACCGCAACGGGGCUUUCCCGAUCCCUCCCGAGAACAAGCUCACCAUCCCGGUGGCGGCCAAAAUCCAGACACUGCACCUGGUUGGGGUCAAUGUGCCGGAGAUCCCCUGCAUCUCCAUGCUGAAACACCUGUACCUUAAGUGGGUGCGCUUCACCAAACCACAGCCCUUCAAGGACUUCCUGUGUGUCAGCCUGCGCACCUUCGUCAUGAGGAACUGCGCCGGCCCUACCAACUCGCUCAAGUACGUUCCCCUGGUGACGGGCCUGGCCUCCGCCCGCAACCUGGAGCAGCUGGAGCUGGUGAGGGUGCCCUUCCUCGGGGGGCUCAUUCAGCACGUGGUGGAGGACAGCUGGAGGUCAGGGGGGUUUCGUAAUUUGCACACGAUCGUGUUUGGGGCCUGUAAGAACGCCCUCGAGGUCGACCUGGGCUACCUCAUCAUCACUGCCGCUCGCCGGCUCCACGAAGUGCGGAUCCAGCCCUCGCUGACUAAAGAUGGCGUCUUCUCAGCCCUCAAGAUGGCCGAGCUGGAGUUCCCCCAGUUCGAGACACUGCACCUGGGAUACGUGGAUGAGUUCCUGCUGCAGUGUAAGAUGAGCCACUCGGAGCUGGUGAAGUACGGCCUGGCGGACGUCAUUGAGAACCCGGGGAUCAUCACGGACAUUGGAAUGAAGGCGGUCAAUGAGGUCUUCUCUUCCCUCAAGUAUCUUGUCAUCUACAACUGCCCGCACCUGCACAACCCACACAACUGGUUCUCAGACCAUGCGCGCUGGAGCCGCCUGGUGGACCUGACCCUGGUGCGCUGCCACGCCAUCAAGCUGGAAUCCUUCAGCCAGUUCAUCGAGAUGCUGCCCAGCCUGGAGUUCAUCUCCUUGGACCAGAUGUUCCGUGAGCCCCCCAAGGGCUGUGCCCGCGUUGGCCUGAGCGCUGGAACUGGCAUCGGCGUGUCGUCGGCCCUAGUCAGCAACCAGAACUCCAACAACGACAACAACAACAACCACCACCACCAGAACAACAACAACGCCAACAACGCUGCCCCGGCCAACGUCCCUCCGCACGAGGAGAACGAGAAUGAGGAGGGCCACGAGGUGGGGCAGGGCCCCUGGCAGAAUGAGCACAACCACGAGGUUAACAAUGUGGACGAGGUGGUCCAAGAAAACAUGGAGGUGGCAGCGGCGGCCAGCAGCCCAGAGCGGGAGCCACCUGGCCCGAGUGAUGCGGCUUCCCCGACCGGAACCGUGGACCGCGAGCAAGCAGGCCCCAGCGGGGUCCAGGCAGCAGGCAGAAAGCGGCCCGUGACGGUGUCCGAUUCAGACAGCGAGGAGGGCGAGGACUCCGGCAGAGUGGCGGCCCAGACCCAGCCCUCAUACCCGGAGCCCGGAGCAGCGGACGCAACCCGUCUCAGCAGCAAAGGGAAGACGCCCCUGCGCCGAAGGGGAGCCCCCCCUCAGGAGCACAGCUGCGAGAAGGGCUGCCAGGUCACCAGCGAGCAGAUCAAGGCCGACAUGAAGGCCGCCACGGAGAGCACCGAGCACGGGACCCACAGCUCCAGGGACCCGGGAGCAGGGUGCGCAGCUGGGGGCUGCGUCUGCUCCAUACGCUGGAGGGAGGACUCGGCCAAUCAAGAGGAAGGGCCAGGAGCCGUCGCGGCCGGCGGGGAAGGUGCAGUCAGGGCACGCUGCACGUGUAACAGGGCUCGAAGCAGCCCUGAGGGUCGGACUAGGGGAGGAACGCAUCCACCGGGUCAGAGGCUCGGGGUGGAGCCUGCGAGAGGGGUGGGGCCAGGGCCCAGGGAGGUGAUCGACGAGGCCCCUGCAAGAACGCGGGCGGUGGUCGAAGAACGCGGGGACAGUGGCGAAAGGGGAAACCUGGAUGCCGGGGGAGACCCAGCUCAGAACCACACCCCACGGGAAGGAUUUCCACGGCGACCUGUUACUCGCGCCCGCAGCCGACUCUCUUCUGUCCCUUUGAUAUCUGAGGCAGAACUGACCACAGCAAAGCCGCGGGUUGCAGUGAAAAGGAAACGUACUGCAGACAAGGCAACCAGCACCAGUGACCCAGUGACCGAAGAUGACCACGUGCAGGUGCUGACACUGAAAUCCAAAAACCUGGUAGGAAUCACGCUGACCAACUGCGGCAUCACCGACCUUGUGCUGAAGGAGUGCCCCAAAAUGAUGUUCGUUCACGCGACCCGCUGCCGUGUGCUGAAGCACCUGAGGGUGGAGAACGCGCCCAUCGUGAACCGCUUUGACUACGCCCAGUGCAAGAAGCUGGACAUGGAGCAGGUGCUGGACCAGAUCUUGCGCAUCGCCCCUGAGAGGAACCGCAUCAUCUACAUGCGCCCCAUGCAGCAGGUGGACUCGUUGGCGCUGGAAAGAAAGCUCUUCCGUGGUCCAUAUCCCUACCACAUCAGCAUCAUCCACGAGUUCAGUAACCCUCCCAACAUCAGGAAUAAAGUGCGCGUGCGUAGCUGGAUGGACACCAUCGCCAACAUUAGCCAGGAGCUCAUCAAGUACGAGUUUUUCCCUGAGGCGACACGGACGGAGGAGGACGUCAAGAAGUACCCCAACUACCCCUGGGGCAGAGACAUCUACACCUUGGAGGGACUGGUGGACGGGGCCCCCUACUCCAUGAUCACUGACUUCCCUUGGCUUCGCACGCUGCGCACGGCUGAGCCCAACAGCUACGCUCGCUACGACUUCGAGGAUGACGAGAGCACGACGAUCUAUGCCCCGCGCCGCAAGGGCCAGCUCUCUGCAGACAUCUGCAUGGAGACCAUUGGGGAGGAGAUCUCGGAGCGGCGGCAGACCCGGCGGGGCGUUUUCCAGCGUGUAGCGGCCAUAUUUAUUCACUACUGCGACGUCCGCGGAGAGCCGGUGGAGGACGACUACAUCUAGAGCCCUCAGCUGCUCCUCGUAGACAAAGAUGAUGACGACGACGACGACAUCUCUCGCUCAGGCUCCGCCCACAACUGCUGGCCCCACUGAUGGACUUCUGCUUGAUGAUCAGUGCAGUGAUGCAGGGCACUGGGUCACUUUGUUUUGCUUACAUGCAGGGAGGCGGCAAUAUUAAUAAUUAGAUUUUGUUUGAUUAGAUGUUUUCGGCCAGUGGGGUUUCCCUUCGCUCGCUGUAGGACACUCUUAACACACUCACGCUCCCACCUGCUCCUUGUGUGCUUUCGUUGAACACAGCCUGCCCGUGGAACGGCGGCGUCACCUGGGUGCGUUUGUGUAAAACGGGGAAGAGUCCCUGAGCCCAUAUGUAUGUGUACAUACAUACACGCACACACACUGCUUUUCUAGAGCCUCAGGUUGGAGGUGGUCUUCAUAGGUGGCUUUUUGGUGAAGAACUUUUUUUUGUUAAAAGGGCUUUGUGUGAGAGAGAGAGAGAGAGAGAGAGAGAAAGUGUGUUGGGAAGCUGUUCCUCUGCCCUCCUGUCACUGGCACUUGCAGACACUUGACCUUUACAGAAACCCUGGCCUUUGCUCAGGUUCUCUUAGGCCACUUUUCCCUUUUUGCUUUUUCUACCGCUGUUUUAUUUAGUUUUUUCAUGUUUUAGUC